UGAAUACUGUCGGGAGGGUGCUGCGUAAUGGCUUGAUUUUACGACGGGGUGAAGAUGGCGGAGGAGGAGGAGAUGAGGAGCCGAGUGCUGGGCCGAGGGCAGGUCGCCGGGGGUUGGCCGGAGCCCGAGCAAGUGGUCAGGAAUUGGCAGGAAGAAGUUGAUUUGCGUUCCGGAAUAUAUCGACAUUUUAUGGAAUAUGUCCCUACAGUACAUUGUUCAGGAUCAGAAGCCAAGUUACCCGAAGAGGAACAGGCCUAUCACAUAUUACUCCAAACCCUGGAAUGGUUUCUAUUUGGAGAAUCCCCUGAAGUUGGUUUUGCAAAGCUGGAGCAAAACAAUAUUACUUCGCAACUAUGUGGCCGAGUUUUCAAAGGAGGAGAGACCACAUAUUCCUGUCGAGACUGUGCAAUAGAUCCCACUUGUGUACUAUGCAUGGACUGUUUCCAAAACAGUGUUCACCGAAAUCAUCGGUACAAGAUGAAUUCUUCUUAUGGAGGAGGGUUUUGUGACUGUGGUGAUGUUGAAGCCUGGAAGACUGGGCCUACUUGUAUAAAGCAUGAACAUGGUCCAUCUGAGGACACAAAGAAUCCUGCAAGCCAGUUACCCGUCGGUGUGGCUGAACGAGCCCAGGAAUUGUUCACUAUUAUAUUCAUGUAUAUUGUGGACAUGCUGAUUUGGACAGAGGACAAAGAGCUGCCUCCAGGACUACAACCAAGGGAGAAGACGGACUCUUAUUUCUGUGUGCUAUUUAAUGAUGAACAGCAUUCCUUUGACCAUGUUAUUUACUCACUCCAGCAGUCAUUAGGCUGUUCACCAAAAGAAGCACAGAAUUACACCACCUUGAUAGAUAGAGAGGGUCGUAGACCUAUAAAACAUGGAACAUUGCUUCUUUGUCAAGAAACAAAGCUCGAAGUUUAUAACAUUACAAACAGCUUCUUUCAGUCACCUCUUCGUGUUGAGAUUCUUCACUCAAGUGUCGUAUCCCAUCAGACAUUUGCUUUACGUCUUCUCUCCUGGCUCAACCAAGUUAUUGGUUAUUCAGCUGGAUUACGUCAAAUUUUCUGUGAGGUUGUACUUAACCGACCACCAGACUUGGAUCAACCUUGCCUGGUCAGCAAAUUGAUGUUAGCUGACACCAAAUUAUGGAAAGGAGCUCGUAAAAUCUUCCAUGAAUUAAUAGUGUGCAGUUUGCUGAUGGAAACUGAAUACAAGCGGCUCUUUGCUGUCGAAUUUAUCACUCAUUACAAGCAAUUGCAGCUUGAGUUUGUGGAGGAUGACCAUGAUCGAAACAUAUCUGUGACUGCACAGUCUGUGCAAAUAUUCACUGUUCCAACACUGGCUCGCCAUCUGAUUGAAGAACACGGUGCACUAAGGAUCAUAAUUGAGACCAUAAUCGAGCUGUUUUCUGAGCACAUGGAUAAUGGCAAGCUUCAUUUUCAGAGUUACUCCCAAGAUAAAUUGCUGAGGAAACAAAUGGUGUUGUACGACCUUAAAUAUGUUUUAAUCAGCAAGCCUCCUCUUUGGACAGACCGACAGAGAGAACAUUUCCUAGAAGGUUUUAAAAUCUUUUUGAGGCUCUUAAAAUCUAUGCAGAAUAUGGAGCCAGUGAGUCGCCAGAUUGGGCAGCACCUUGAGAUAGAGCCGGAAUGGGAGCCAGCAUUCACUGUGCAAAUGCAUCUAAAAUGUAUUCUGUCCAUGAUUCAGGAAUGGUGUGCAUCUGAUGAGCAAGUUCUUCUUCGAGCCUACAAGGAGUGCCACCGUGUUUUGUCCCAGUGUUCUAAUGAGUGCAGUCAACGCAAUGCAAGGAAGCAGUACAACACUCUGACUAUGUGUGGUCACUCCAUCAGCUUGAAACGCUAUUUGGUAUCUCGAGAGUCUGUCAGUAUUCACCUUCCCCUAUCCAGGCUCCUUGCAGGUUUACAUGUACACCUAAGCAAGAGUGGAGCAAUUAACAAGCUCGAGGAGUUUGUGCCAUCAUCGGAAUUUCAUGUUGAAAAGCUGAUGGACUACCCAUUGCGAUGCUUGGUGCUGAUGUCUCAAGUCUCAGCUGAAAUGUGGAGAAGAAAUGGAUUUUCCUUAGUAAAUCAGGUGCAUUACUACCGAAAUGUAAAAUGGAGGGAAGAGAUGUUUGACAAAGACAUAAUCAUGUUACAGAUUGCCGCCUCUAUUAUGGAUCCAAAUCGGUUCCUAAUAUUUGUACUGAAUAGAUACGAAUUAUUUGAAGUCUUUUCUAAGCCUGCAGUUGCUCGAAGUAAGGAUGUAAUCCAGCAAACCAAUAUUUUAAUAGAAGAAUUACUACACCUCAUUAUUAUGGUUGUUGGGGAGAGGUAUGUUCCUGGAGUAGGCCAUGUGAUGAAAGAUGAUGUCACUCUGAGAGAGGUGAUCCAUUUACUGUGUAUUGAACCAAUGCCUCACAGUGAACUGGCAAAAUUAUUACCCGAGAAUGAGAACAAUGAAACUGGUUUGGAAAAUGUUAUACAUCAAGUGGCUACAUUCAAAAAGCCAGGGUUAUCUGGGCAUGGUGUUUAUGAGCUGAAGCCAGAAUGUCUGAAAUGCUUCAAUCUGUUUUUCUACCAUUACUACAAGUCACAGCAAACUAAGGCUGAGGAAGAACAGAAAAAAAAGAAAAAACAAGCCAACAGCGAUGAAGCUCUUCCACCUCCUGCCCUUCCUCAGUUUUUUUCAACAUUUGCAAAGGUUGUGAACAUUUUGAACUGUGACGUUUUCAUGCUAAUCCUCAGAACAGUUCUUCAACGAGCUGUGGAUUCCCUUGGGCAGUUGUGCAGUGAAGCAGUGGUACAGAAGACCCUUCAUCUCAUCUGCAUGGCUCUGCAAGAAGAACAGAGACAGCUAGAAGGAGUCAUUGCAGAGGAAGAUGUGACAUUUGAUGUUUAUCUCAAAGCAACAAGGAUGGGUAGUUCUGCCGUGAAUGCUGAGAGCAUCCUGUCACUCCUGGAGAAACUAAAACACGUACAUCAAUUAGACGCCCAGAAGGACAUGAUUAUUUAUACCUUACAGAUGUUUGAUGUUGUGAAAAAGCUGAGGGAGAAAUCAAGCCCCAGUUCAGCAGACACUGACAUCCAAAGAGCAAAUGAGACUGUACAGGAAAAAGAUAAGGCUGAGCGAAAACGGAAAGCAGAUGCCGCCAAAUUAUAUCGGCAGAAGAUCAUGGCACAGAUGUCUGCAAUGCAGAAAAACUUCAUUGAAUCAAACAAACACCUAUAUGAAAAGGUGACAGAAGCUCAAAAACAAGGGGUGAUCAUAGCUGAGAAUGAUAGCAUUCCACUGGCGGAGGAUUCUGGUGUAGCGCUGGGACCAAUGCAAGGUGCAACAGCAGCUGAGAAAAUAAUACUGACUUGCAUCUUAUGUCAGGAAGAGCAGGAAGUGAAAACAGAUGAAAUGGCCAUGGUACUAGCGGCUUGUGUUCAGAGAUCCACAGCCUUGACUAAAAAUAGGUCUCGAAUCAUAACAAAUAUAGGAGACAACUACGAUCCGAUCAUCAUGCAUCCUGACCUGGGUUGUGGCACUCAUGUAGGAAGCUGUGGGCAUGUGAUGCAUGCCACCUGCUGGCAGAAAUAUUUUGAAGCUGUCCAGAACUCAACACGCAACCGGGUUCACAUUGAGCUGUCAUUUGAUCUGGAAAAUGGAGAGUUCCUCUGCCCACUGUGCAAGGCUCUGUGUAACACUGUCAUCCCAGUCAUUCCACUGCAAGCACACAAUCUAAACAGCAAAGAUACAGAAACAAUAACACAUAUGCUCACUUUAUCUCGGUGGCUGGAAAACGUCUUGGCAAGAAUAACUGGAUUAAAUGCUUCGGGCAUAAAAGAGGAGGAAAACAGUCUCAUUCAAGUGAACCCAGUUUUGUGGAAAAGUCCUGUGGAGUUUAGGUCCAUCCUCAGCUUUGGAGUCCAAUCACUAGUCAAGUAUUCAAAGAGCAUUGUGGAAAUGCUGCUACUGUUUGCUACCGCUGUGUACCGGGUGGGAUUGAAAGUUGCCCCUAAUGAAGCUGAUCCUCGAGUCCCACUAAUGGCGUGGAGUGCCUGUGCCUUUACAAUUCAGUCCACAGAGAACAUACUUCACGAUGAGGACAAAGUUUUAUUUGGAUCACUGCCGGACAGACAGGGUAUAAGCCUGAAGGCAGUUCUGCAAUUUGCUGCUUCUCAGAGGGUGGUGGCAUCAGCCAAAGUUAUCCAGAAGCACCUGACGCGCUUACUGUCGGUUUUUCUACCCAACUUGGAUGUUGAAGACAAUUGGUCUCUUCUAGAUAUUGACUUCUUCCACCUCCUGGUAAGUCUAGUCUUAGCGUUUCCUUCAUUGUACUGGGAGGAGGCUGUGGAGCUGCAACCCUCGGAUAUCAGCUGUGCAUUCAACAACCUCUACCUCUUCCAUCUGGCUACCAUGGCACAUAUUGUGCAGAUACUUUUUACCUCAACAAGAGACUGUCCUAUGGAGCAGGAUGGAGAGGAAAGUGAGGAGACCCGUUCAGCAGCAGAACUUUACGAAACUCUUCAAGAAUACACAAGCAGGUCUUUAGAAAGUAAGCCCCAUGGCUGGUACCUGUGGAAUUGUGUGAAGUGUGGCAUCACUCCAUUCCUCCGUUGUUCUGCUUUGUUCUUCAACUACCUGCUUGGUGUGCCACCACCUGGGGAUCUGUCAAAAGGUUCUUCAGAAGGGCACUUUGAAGCCUUAUGUUAUUACCUGGCUUUGCCUACCAAUCUUUUCAAGCUUUUUCAUGAUUAUAAGGACACAGUGACCCCUUUACUACAAAGGUGGUGUUCUGAUUCUUCAGUGCAAAGCUUUCUCAAGGGGCAGAGAACAUCAGUUCGAUAUCCAAGGGAAAGAAAUCAGUUAAUAGAUCUCCCAGAGGAUUACAGUUCUCUUCUGAAUCAGAGUUGCCAGCAUAGUUGCCCCAGAUCAUCUGAUGACGAACCCAAGAACCUUGCCCUUUGCAUGUUCUGUGGAGCCAUGCUGUGUUCCCAGAGUCAAUGCUGCAGGGAAGAAGUGAAUGGAGAAGAGUUUGGCGCAUGUGCAGCUCAUGCUAUAAACUGUGGGUCCGGAUUGGGAAUGUUCCUCAGGAUACGGGAGUGUCAGGUGCUGCUGCUGGCAGGAAAGAACAGAGGAUGUUUCAUACCUGCUCCGUACCUGGAUGAUUAUGGAGAGACGGACCAGUUACUCAGAUGCUGCCUGACCUGCUGAGUGUUUCCAGCAUUUUCUGUUUUUAUUUCAGAUUUUGAGCAACUGCAGUUCUUUGAUUUUCAUUCUGUUUGAAGUACAAUAAGAGACCUAUCCAAUUUUCUUUAAGUAUUAUAUUGGGAAUUCCAUUCUGGUUUUAUACAGCAAGUCUUGGCUAGGAUAAACCCCGUGACCCAGUUACAGAAGCAUUACUACUGAGCAUUGAGUCAUGGUGAGAAAACUUACUGGAAAUUGUUAAAGCAUUAGAAAUAAGAAUUCUUUCAACUAAUUACCCUGCAUAGAGUCACUGUCAGUUUAUCAAAUGGUUUGCCUCAAUGGUACAG
This is a messenger RNA of Pristis pectinata (smalltooth sawfish), 5516 nucleotides long. RefSeq names its product ubiquitin protein ligase E3 component n-recognin 1 (gene ubr1). Gene Ontology annotation, biological process: ubiquitin-dependent protein catabolic process via the N-end rule pathway; protein ubiquitination. NCBI's taxonomy places the organism in Eukaryota, Metazoa, Chordata, Chondrichthyes, Rhinopristiformes, Pristidae. Gene Ontology annotation, molecular function: zinc ion binding; ubiquitin protein ligase activity. The coding region runs from base 55 to 5196 and encodes 1713 amino acids. The transcript is spliced from 47 exons. The record is from RefSeq and is a predicted model, not a curated record. Gene Ontology annotation, cellular component: ubiquitin ligase complex; cytoplasm.